Kickxella alabastrina is the source of this 1341-nucleotide messenger RNA. Its product is annotated as GDP dissociation inhibitor. Gene Ontology annotation, cellular component: cytoplasm. Lineage: Eukaryota; Fungi; Kickxellomycota; Kickxellomycetes; Kickxellales; Kickxellaceae. The record is from RefSeq and is a predicted model, not a curated record. Gene Ontology annotation, molecular function: Rab GDP-dissociation inhibitor activity. Bases 1 to 1341 code for a protein of 446 amino acids. The transcript has a single exon. Gene Ontology annotation, biological process: protein transport; vesicle-mediated transport; small GTPase-mediated signal transduction.
AUGGACGAGGAGUACGACGUUAUCAUUCUUGGCACCGGCCUCACCGAAUGCAUCCUCUCAGGCAUCCUCUCCGUCGAAGGCAAGAAGGUCCUGCACAUCGACCGCAACAACUUUUACGGCGGCGAGAGCGCUAGUCUCAACCUCACUCAGCUCUACGAGCGCUUCCGCAGCGGCGCGCCAGUCCCCGCCGAGCUCGGCCGUGACCGCGACUACUACAUUGAUCUGAUCCCCAAGUUCCUCAUGCAGGACGAGGGCCUGGUUAACGUCCUCUACUACACUGAUGUCCUGCGCUACCUCGAUUUCGUCGCCAUCGCCACCUCUAUGGUCUACUGCGAGGGCAAGAUUUACAAGGUGCCGUCGACCCCUGCCGAGGCACUGACGAGCCCGCUUAUUGGCUUCUUCCAGAAGAACAACGCGCGCAAGUUUUUCGAGUACCUGCAGAACUGGCGCGAGAGCGAUCCCGCGACGCACGAGGGGCUCGACCUGAACCGCCACACGAUGGUCGACGUCUACAAGCACUUUUCGUUGAACGAAGACACCCAAGAGUUUAUUGGCCACGCCAUGGCGCUGCACCUCGACGACAAGUACAAGACGAGGCCCGCUCGCGAGACCUGCGACCACGUCAUCAUGUACGCCAACUCUGCGUCGCGUGCCAUGUCGCGUGACGCUGGCAGCCCCUAUAUCUACCCGCAGUUUGGCCUCGGCGACCUGCCCCAGGGCUUUGCCCGCCUCAGCGCUGUGUACGCUGGUACCUUUAUGCUGGACACGCCUGUCGAAGAGAUUGUGCGUGAUGAGAAGGGUCAGUUUGCUGGAGUGCGCUCGGGCGACCAGAUUGCGCGUGCAAAGCAGGUCAUCGGCGACCCGUCGUACUUCCGCGAUAACGUGCGCAAGACUGGCCGUGUUAUCCGCGCCAUUUGCAUUCUGAACGAUGCCAUUCCCAAGACCAACGCUCACUCUGCGCAGAUCAUCCUGCCCCAGAGACAGACCGGUCGCGAGCACGAUAUCUACAUUACUUGCUUGUCCCAAGAGCAGAAGGUCUGCCCUCAGGGUCGCUGGAUCGCCUCUAUCUCGACCAUUGCUGAGACUUCAGGCGAUCCCAAGGAGGAGAUUGCCUCUGCACUUAAGCUCAUCGGCCCCAUUGAGCAGAUUUUCAUUGGUGUCUCUGACAUCUACGAGCCGGCUGCCGACGGCACCUCUGAUAAUGUCUUUGUUAGCCGUUCGUACGAUGCCACCUCGCACUUUGAGACCGUCUACGACGAUGUCAAGGAUCUUUACAAGCGCAUCACUGGCAAGGAGCUGGUUCUGCAGAAGCGCCCCAUUGACGCCGAGCAGAAGGCCUAA